Pelmatolapia mariae (spotted tilapia) is the source of this 1760-nucleotide messenger RNA. RefSeq lists its product as uncharacterized. Gene Ontology annotation, biological process: nucleus-vacuole junction assembly. Lineage: Eukaryota; Metazoa; Chordata; Actinopteri; Cichliformes; Cichlidae. Gene Ontology annotation, molecular function: protein binding; protein-membrane adaptor activity. The transcript is spliced from 13 exons. The record is from RefSeq and is a predicted model, not a curated record. The coding region runs from base 1 to 1701 and encodes 566 amino acids.
AUGGCUUCAGGGUUUUGUGACACCUGCUCGCGGUUGUUGAAGGAAUUUGCGGAUCAUUUGAGGAGCGCUUGGAGAGAGCUGGAGCUCAAGAUAAAGGAAGCUUUCAGAGAGAUUGGACGGUGCAACUGCUUUAGGAUUUCAUCCGAGAGAAAGACGGCUUUUGAUUUGCCUUCCUUACGCCUCAACUGUGACAACGAAACUCAACUUCUCAGCCAGGAAAGUCUGCAAACACUGAACAAACUUGCAACCUCAGAAAACACUGAUCUACAAAUGACUUCAGCCAUGUAUUAUCUACACCUCAGUCAUCAUCUGAACUGUCCAUUACCAGAUGCCUUCAUGGAGCCCAUCAUGGCUCUACUUUUAUCAUCUGAUCUCAAUGUUCAAAAGACUGUCUCUCUCGCCCUUGUAAAUCUGUUACUAAAGAAUAAUGUGUCUAAAGAAUUGGUGAUAGAAAUGGGGAUGCUGGUGCCCAUAAUUGAGUUGUUCCGGUCAGGUGAUCCCGCUGCUCAGUGUCACUCCUGUGCCUGUGUUGCCAUGUUGGCCUCCUCAGAGUCAAAUCGAGAUUCUUUGAUGGUCGAUGGAAUCAUACCACUCUUGGCUUUAGCAAAAUCUUUUGAUCCAAAGGUCCAACGGAAUGCAACUUGGGCUCUAUUACACCUCACGCAGUCAGAUUGGUCAACAAGGAUGUUAUGCCAAGCAGGAGCGAUUCCUGUUUUGCUUCUUCUCCUACAGUCCUCAGAUUCAGAGGUUCAGUUUUAUAGCUGCACUGCUCUUUGCAACAUCGCUGCUAUCCACGAGCAUCACCCAAGAUUGCUCAGAAUUGGGGGUCACUAUUUAUCAAGGUCUCUUUUGACUCUUAUGUCUUCACCUGUGAAAAAGAAUUCAGCCCAAGCAUGCCGGUGCCUGCAGACUCUUUCGAAGAAUGUUCUCAUUCAGGACCAGCUGAUGGAGCUUGACUGUGUGUUGCCUCUGAAGGCACUGUUAAAAACCUCUACUUCAGUGUGGAUUGAAUCGGCCCUAACACUACUGUCUACACUGUCGGCACACCCGUCAAACACCGACAUCCUGGUAAGUGAAGGACUAUUGGAGGAAAUUGGUCAGGUGCUUCAUCAUCCCAGAUCAAACUCUGUUAUAGUCACAUACAGCUGCAAGAUAAUCACCGAUCUGUGCACUUCCCAUGUCGGUGAGCAGGCUGUGAUGGAAAGUCUGUGCUUACCAGGACUCCUCUGUGCGCUUGUAUCUAACACCCUGUCAGAUGAGACAUUGCUUCAUGUGACAUCAUGCUUGCAUCACCUGAUGGCCUGUGAUGUACUCCGGACAAAAUUGUCAGCAACCAUAACAUCAGAACAAGUUUCAGGCUUAGUGAAGCUGUCAGAGCAAAUCAGAAAUUCCCAGCUGGCGUACAACUCUGCAACUAUCAUAAGCGAAUUAGAAAUGACUGAAGAGAUGAUCUGUUUGUUGAAGCCACAUUACACUUCCAUAUCCAAGUACCUGUUGGGAUUCCUCAAAAAGAAAGAUGUUAAAUUCCAGCAGCUUGGCAUAGUUACCGUAUUUAACCUCAAGAAAGAUGGAGACUUUUCAUCUCUGUUGACUAACAGUGAGCUACAGGUUCAGCUAUUGAAGGUGCAUGCACAGACAGAGGAAACUAGACAGCUGCUUCAAAUGAUUCAGCCCCUUUCUCCAUCUCCUCUCAACUCUUGACUUUCUCAAUGAAGUUACAAAGAGAAGCGCACAGACUUUGCGUGAACGUAACCACGUUG